Messenger RNA from Seriola dumerili (greater amberjack), 5998 nucleotides. Its product is annotated as interferon-induced very large GTPase 1-like. Bases 71 to 5455 code for a protein of 1794 amino acids. Lineage: Eukaryota; Metazoa; Chordata; Actinopteri; Carangiformes; Carangidae. The record is from RefSeq and is a predicted model, not a curated record. Gene Ontology annotation, molecular function: GTP binding. The transcript is spliced from 7 exons.
UUCAUUGAAUGAACCUGGCGAAGCUGAACAUCCAGAGCAGAACAAUACCACCACAGGAGGAGAGUCUGAAAUGAAGGAUGGGAGGGGUGAAGAGAAACAGACGGGACAGGAAGAGAAAGCAGGAGAGGCUGAUGAAGUCAAAGAGGUUGACACUGUAAGCAGCACCAGCGUUGGUGAGCUGUCUGCAGAGGAGAGUGAAACAUUGACGGACACAAGUCCAACAUCUCAGACUGUUUCUACAAACAUCAAAGAUCACUUGGACCCAUUAACAGGUGAGGCUGAUGAAGUUAAACAGAUACACAAUGAAAGCAGCAGUAACAUGAGUGAGCGGUCCACAGAUGACAGCAAUACACUGAAGGACACAAGUUCAACAUCUCAGACUGUUUCAACAGAAGUAGAUCAGCUGGAGGAGAGAGCAGCAACAAGAGAAGUAAAGUGUGUUCCAGUGAAUGACUCUGGUGAUGCUGAACACUCAGAGAAGAAUGAUGACUGCACAACAGUGGAAGGAGAACCUGAAAUCAAAUCUCUAAUACCAUCAGCAACCAAGGAGAAAGGCACCUUAGAUAUGGAUAUGAGUGGACACAAGAAUAAGCAGUCAGUGAAGAUCUCUGAGGAGAUCAACAGGAAGAAACAAUGCCAAAGAGAAACGGAAACGUUGCUUCACAGACUUCACCUUCAAGACAAACAGAAUUUGUCUCCAGCAGAUUUUCUUAAAAUAGGUCCACCAGUGAAACAGGACCAUGAAACAUCUGAGGAAGAUCUAGCUCAUACUUUUCUUCAGAGGUUGAUGAUGUUAGACUACAGAGCCAGAUAUAUUCCUGUAAGACAGGACAGUGCUGAGGUGAGCCAUUCGAAUCUUCCAGAGCUUGAUUCUUCAAACACAAAAGAAAGUGUUUUAGAUGCAUUUUUUAGCACCAACGUUGACUGUGAUCAAUCAGAUCAGACUCAUGUUCAUCCGAUGGACGUUCAAAUGGCAGUAUUUCACUGCUCAGACAGCUUCCUUAAGCAGAACAUGAUGACAAAGCUGUCACAGUGUCAGUACGCCUUACCUUUGCUUGUUCCUGACCCAGUCACACUGGAUGUUGAGUGUCCUCUGUGGACAUUCAGACAAAUAAGAAAAACCUGGAAGAUAACUAAAGUCAAGGGUGAUUCUAACAUUGUCACCAUGAAGAGUUUGCCCAUCUGCAAAGCUGAGACACCCAUGGUGUCAUUUUUCCGCCUGGGUUCAGUGUCAGUGUCUAAAUCUCAGCUGAUGAACACUUUGAUCAAUGAGCGUCACAACACCUUCUUCCACAGAAACUGCCCAGGUAGCACCAGAUCUCGCCUUUUGAUGGAUGGUGUGGCAGAGAUUGCCUGGUACUGUCCUGCUGGAAAACCCAACGAUGCCUUCACUGACUGCACUGCCUUCUGUAAUCUUCAUGGUGAUGCUCUGUCCAUUGAAAAACAGCGUGAGAUACUGACUGAAAAAUCUUCAGUCAAUGUUGUUCUGUUACCAACUCCGGAAAAAGGUAGCAAAAGUGCUGAAGUUAUCUCAGAUCUUCUUGAGUCUCCAAAGCCUCUGAUUUGUCUCAUUACUGAUAAUGAUUGUGGUGCAGUUCAGAUGAAAAAGGGAAAAUAUAAAAUGGGUCUAAAAGACAGAAGCCAGUCAGAUGUUUCUGAAGAACUGAAACGGAUCAUUAGAGAGAUCUUGUCUGGAUCACAAACGUCCUUCCAGCUUGAAACCAUGGCCGAGGUCUCUGGGAUCAAAGUGGAUGAAGUAGACACAGUCUGUCAAAAAGGGAAAUCUGCUGCUAUGAAAUUAAUGAAUGCUCUUCAGAAGAUGGAUGUUUCAAAAAUCAAAGAUAAAUUCCUCCCUUGUCAUGGCCGACUGUGGCAUGAGUGGUGCAGAAUAAACAAGAUACAGUAUCACCUCAAGGGACAUGUUGAGGAGGAGAAAUGUAAAAGGCAACAGGAACUGAUAAAAAUACGAGAAGAACAAUGUGAUGCUUCCUGUAGUGAACUGGUGAAGUUGUUCAUUGAAAGUCUCUCAUCUUUGACAUCAACAGACAAAGAGUAUUUCCUGAAAGGGACUCAGAUCUUAAUAGACGCCCUCUCCACAGACGAUCUCAUAUCAAUUCUCCAAAGCUAUGAUAAGAAGUGGUCUGAGGUCUUGGCUCUGAAAAAGAAACACGACAAAUCUGAUCUGUUAAAAAGAAAACAAAAUGAGCUUGAAGAAAUAUCAACAAAACUGCAGUCAGCAACUUUUGGCUUGGAGCACAUCUUUAGAGAAAUGGGGCAGAUCUAUGAAGCCCAUGAAUCUCUGCAGAAACAAACAAAGAGGAGUCAGACUGACUGGUCUAAAUACCCUGAGCUGGCUGCAGAGCUGAUGAUAUCAGGACACCCCAUGGAGCUGAUGGAUGGUGAUGCAGGUCAUGUGCCUUUGACAUGGAUCUCUAGUCUUUUAGAGGAAGUCAUCAAGAGACUGGGUGACCAGAGAGUGUUUGUGUUGUCAGUUUUGGGCAUACAGAGCAGUGGAAAAUCAACAAUGCUGAAUGCCAUGUUUGGGUUACAGUUUGCAGUGAGUGCUGGCAGAUGCACCAAGGGUGCCUUCAUGCAGCUGAUCAAAGUUUCAGAGGAGAUGAAGAGGGACUUUAAGUUUGACUACGUGCUGGUGGUGGACACUGAAGGACUGCAAGCUCUUGAAUUAGCAGGUAACGCUGCUCUUAACCAUGACAAUGAACUGGCAACUUUUGUUGUUGGUCUGGGAAACAUGACAUUGAUCAACAUCUUUGGAGAGAAUCCAGCUGAGAUGCAAGAUGUUCUGCAGAUUGUUGUUCAGGCUUUCAUGAGGAUGAAGAAAGUCAAACUUUCUCCAAGUUGUGUGUUUGUUCACCAGAAUGUGACAGAUAUUUCAGCUGCAGAGAAAAACAUGGAGGGAAAGAGACGCCUGCAAGAAAAACUGGACCAAAUGGCGAAACUUGCUGCCAAAGAGGAGGUUUGUGAUGCAGAGUGUUUCAGUGACAUCAUUGCAUUUGAUGUGCAAAAAGAUGUGAAAUACUUUGCCCAGCUUUGGGAGGGAAGUCCACCUAUGGCUCCUCCAAAUCCAGGUUAUAGUGAGAGCAUCCAAGAGCUGAAGAACUUCAUUCUCUCUAAAGCUUCACAGUCUGCUGGGAUUACUCUGUCACAGUUCAAAAGCAAAAUUCAUGACCUGUGGAAUGCCCUGUUGAAAGAAAACUUUGUUUUCAGUUUCAAAAACACACUUGAAAUUGCAGUCUACAGAAAACUCGAAGUCCAGUACGGGAAUUGGACGUGGGCUCUGAGAAAAAACAUAUUGACCAUUGAAAACCAGCUGUAUAACAGAAUUGAAAAUGGAAAACUUGACAAGAUUGAGCUCAGUUAUCUUUUUAAAGAAAUGAGCAAAACAUAUGGAGAAAUCAAAAAAGAAAUUACAUCUUACUUUGAUGAUGACAGAGACAAAGAAAUGUUGGUUCAGUGGCGAGGCACAUUUGAAAGCAAAAUCAAGGAGUUUCAUGAAGAACAGGUGAGAGGAGUGAAAAGAAAACUGGAUGAAGUUAUCCAGCAGAAGAAGGCUUGUAAAAAGCUUGAUGAUCAAAAGACAGAGUUUGAGAACAAGCUGCUACAGAAGAGCAAAGAGCUCGCUCAUCAGUUAAAAGACAAGACACAAGAUGAAGAGGAACUUAAACAGCAGUUUGACUCUGUUUGGAGAGACUGGGUGAGAGAACUAACUGCAGAUACAAAACCUAUUGAAGACAUCAACUUGGAGGAAGAUCAGUCAACUAUCCUUCAAGAGCUUGGUAUUGAAUGGACUCUUAUUGAUGAAUCCAAAAUCAGUGGCAGAUACAAAAACAUAUCAGGGGUUGGGGAUUACUUUGAUUAUGUGGCACUCACCAAGUAUCAGGCGCUUUGUGACGAAAGCCAACAAUCAGAAGAUGAGAAGAGGGUAAACAAGAACACAAAAGUUCAAGGAGGAUAUUCAUGGAGAACUCCAUUGGUGUCUUUUAAAACAUUUUUUAGAUUUGCGUCAACACAACAAAAAGAAUUACAUACAUCAAGCAACUCUUUACCAUAUGAAGAACAAAAAUGUUUCAGAUCCUUCAUUGAUGAAGUUGAAGAACAGACUUUUGACAUAAUCAAGAACAAACCUGCAGCUACAAGAGGCUACAGUCCAACUUACUUGCAAGAAGUUGCCAAAAAUGUCAAAGAGAAAGUGGCAGAAUUUGAAUCAGAGAGGAAAUUUGCUCUGAAGAGGGAGUUUACAGUUGAACUCUUACUGUAUGUGUUUGACAUAGCAGGGACUUGGCUUUCAGAGUCCCACGAGAAAUUCAAGAAGAAGAAUGAUGCGCGUACUCAUUUAGAAAGCAAGAGGGAUCAAUAUUACAACAUUUUCAGAAGCUUCUGUAAAGGAAACUCUUCUGCUGUUGUACUCGGAGAACUGAUCUGUGAAAAACUGAAGGUUUCCACUGUUGAGGCUGUCUGUAAAAAGACUGUCAUUGAUCUAGCUGGAGAGAUGAAGUGCAGUUUCCCAGCAUUCAAUGGGAACAGACUGAACCUGGAGAAACAUGUGUUGAAGUCACUGGCAGAGAAAGAGGACUUCAGUGGUUUCAUCACCUACAUCCGACACCCAAGGAAACAUGUGGAGAGGUUUAUAAAAGAGGAAGUACAGAAAUACAUCUUCACAUCACACAAAGAUAAAGCUCGGGAUAUACUCAAGAAAAAUGUUGAAGACAUGAAACAACAUGUGAGUCAGGCUUUAUUUACUGCAACAGAGAAAGUCAAAACCCAGAGAGGAGACACAGACAUGUGGCUGGAGGAAUUGUCCACUUUGCUGAAAGAUGAGUUGACAUUUGAUGCCGUUUGUUCUCAAAACUUAAGAGACAUAAACAGUUUUGACUUUCUCAAAGAAGAGAUAGAGAAAAGCCUUGAACCCAUCAUGGAGGAGAUGAUCAGCCUCUCACUGGAUAUGAUGAAAAAAGUUAGACUGAAGCCUGAUCAAAUCCUCAUUGAUCAGCUGUGCAAGUGCUGCUGGGUAAAGUGUCCAUUCUGUGCAGCUGUUUGCACCAACACCAUGGAAAAUCACAGUCCUGAUGACCACAGUGUCCCUUUUCAUCGCCCUUCUGGGAUCAAUGGAUGGCACUAUAGAGGCACAGUGGAACUGGAUGUGGUUUUCUGCACAACAAAUGUUGCAAGUGAUGCACAUUUUUUCCCUCAUCAUGAUUCAGAAGCAAGUAUUCCAUUUAAACAGUACCGAACUGGUGGUCCAGAGUUUAAAAACUGGAGAAUUACCCCUGAUGAGUCUAAACUGACAUACUGGAAAUGGUUUGUGUGUCGAUUUCAAAAACAACUUGAGCAGCACUAUGAAUUAAAAUUUCAGGGCUAUGGUAAAAUUCCCAGUGAGUGGCAAAGACUCUCCAAGAAACAAGCUAUUAAAAGUCUGGAUGAAAUGUACAAUCUGUGAAUGAACCAACACAACUACUUGUUUUCAGGUGACUAUUCAUGAACCAGACUCCUAUAGAAGGACAUUCACAGACUUUUAUUGAUCGUAUUUAAGUAAUAAAUAAAUGUGGAUAGUAAAUGAAUCAUUACAAAUUACAACAUAUACCAUAUGAUUGCUUUAUUCAUAUUAAUUCUUAAAACACAGAGCACAGAAGAACAAUAGUAAUCUGGAGAACAAGCAAGGCAUAAAAACCCAUACAUUCAUAUUAAUAUUAAAUCAGUGUGUCCUCUACAAAGUUAGUUAGUGUGAAAUUCUUGAUAUGAUAAAAGUUUCCAUGAAGGUGAAACCAAAGAAAAUAUGUUGUUUUUUAUCUGUUCUUUUUUGAAGUUUUAUUAAAUCAGAAUACAUGACAUUUGAAGUUCAUUGAACAUGAUUAUGAAAAGGUUGAUGAGAGACAUGUCAGAAAUGAUCAUCUUCAAAGUUGGUUAGUUUGAACUUAAUGAUGAGAAACGUUUCCAUGAGGGUGAAACAGAAGACAAUAUGUAAUCUUUCCAUUUGUUUUUU